This is a messenger RNA of Anopheles darlingi, 956 nucleotides long. RefSeq lists its product as uncharacterized. The record is from RefSeq and is a predicted model, not a curated record. Gene Ontology annotation, molecular function: sequence-specific DNA binding. NCBI's taxonomy places the organism in Eukaryota, Metazoa, Arthropoda, Insecta, Diptera, Culicidae. The transcript is spliced from 2 exons. The coding region runs from base 71 to 880 and encodes 269 amino acids.
CGAAAAUACGGAAAAAUCAACAAAGGAAAAGGAAAAACCGGAUUAUCGGAAAACUGCUUAUCUUGUGGUGAUGAGAAACUGUUUUGUGCUAGGCUGUGAUAAUGCCCAUCGGGACAAUCCGAAGCGGGCGAUGUUCAACAUCCCGAAGGAUCCAGAAAAGUUUGAAAAAUGGCGAGAAGCCUUGCCGAAGCACCGGGAACUGAAGCUACAUGAUCGGGUGUGCGAGAAACACUUCCGGCCCUCGGAUAUCCUGCGCGAUUGGACCCACACGAUCAAUGGCCUAACGACAGUGCUCCCGCGAAAGAAACCAACGCUGUUGCCGUCUGCCGUGCCCUUACCCGAGGAAUCGUUGAAGCGAAAGCCCAAGCAAAUCGCCAGUCAAGGAACUAAAGCACCAGCCAAGGAACAAAGGAUACCCUCGGUUGAAAGAGAGGAUCCCGUUGAGAAACAGAUUCAAGUGAUCGAGGUUUCGAUUGGCGCACCAGACGAGGGAGAAGAGGAGCAUAUUGAACCGGUGGAGAUUGAGGAGGCUCCGGAGAUUUCUCCCGUAUUCGUAGAGCUGUACACCAACGUCUACGCAGUUGAGCUUCCUUCGUCGCUCUGGGGAAUCCACCGAGAUCCGAAGCGGAAGUACGUUGCAUUUACGCGUUUCGACUGGGAAUCCGGCGGCGGGGACGAAAGCGCGGUCGAUCGUACUACCGUGCUUAUCGAGGAAACAGCUCGCAUCCGAGUGUGGCAUAGGGGCGAACUGGCAUUGGAUUGUGAUGCUCCGGAAUUGCUACCGAUUGCCAGCUUAUUAGAGAAGAUAGAGGAAUCGAUAAGCAGGGGUGAUAACCCUGUAGAAUUAUGGUUAGAUGACAUAGAGCUAACUUUUGACUGAAAUUUAGUGUUGGUAAAUAAAUGGUAAUUUUGUAUAAUUGAUCAUUUUCCUCUUCAAUUUAUUUUUAACUCAUACU